This is a messenger RNA of Salvelinus namaycush (lake trout), 1633 nucleotides long. RefSeq names its product cysteine-rich hydrophobic domain-containing protein 2. The coding region runs from base 218 to 829 and encodes 203 amino acids. The record is from RefSeq and is a predicted model, not a curated record. Lineage: Eukaryota; Metazoa; Chordata; Actinopteri; Salmoniformes; Salmonidae. The transcript has 7 exons.
GUUUCGUCAGGGCACUGCGGCGGAUGUUGAUAUUCUGUUUUGGAGACCACAACCAGAGCUAGCUAGCGAGCCUUCGUCGUUGCCGGAGUUUUUUUGUUGUUUGGUUGUUGUCUGACGUUUUUUAAUUGUUUUCAACCAGGGAAGGAUCCACUCCCCAAACGACGGCACCGUGUCUCUCCCGGCGCCUCACCGGGGAAGCGCGAGCCCGAGUCGUGCGAUGAUGGAGGACUUCGACGAGAUCUACGAGGAGGAAGAAGAAGAGGAGGACGAGGAGAGGGCCGCGGAGGAACAGCUGCUAAAGUACGCUCCAGACCCGGUGGUCGUCCGAGGAUCUGGCCACGUCACUGUGUUUGGACUCAGUAACAAGUUUGAGUCAGAGUUCCCAUCGGCACUUACAGGGAAGGUGGCGCCAGAGGAGUUCAAGGCCAGUAUAAACCGUGUUAACGGCUGUCUGAAGAAGACGUUGCCAGUGAAUGUGCGUUGGCUGCUGUGUGGCUGUCUCUGUUGCUGCUGUACACUGGGCUUCAGUCUCUGGCCCGUCAUCUGUCUGAGCAAGAGGACACAGAGAUCCAUGGAGAAGCUGUUGGAUUGGGAGAACAGCAGACUGUACCACAAGGUGUGUAGGGGUGGGAGGAGGACCAGGGAGAACAGCAGACUGUACCACAAGGUGUGUAGGGGUGGGAGGAGGACCAGGGAGAACAGCAGACUGUACCACAAGCUGUGUUUGCAUUGGAGACUGAGCAAGAGGAAGUGUGAAACCAACAACAUGAUGGAAUAUGUAAUCCUGAUAGAGUUCCUACCCAAGAUCCCCAUCUUCAGACCGGACUAGCUCUCCGCGGCCCCACCCACAUCCUCCCAUGGUGCCUCUCUUCACUCGGCCCAGUCACCUCUCCAAAAUGGCCUCCCCUUUCCUCCCCUAACCAGGCCCAUACCCCUAAAACUACACCACCAUUUAGUGUUUACUGAACACUAUCUAGCUCCUCUAUCUAGCCCCUCUAUAUACCCAGAAAACACCUGUUUACACCCUAAAGCCCCUUCUCUGAUAUCAACCUUUGACCCCUGAUCUGUUGGAGGAGCUGUGACCUUUUGACCCCCCUCCCCCCGGGGUGGCCACGUUGACUGUCAUCGGUCUGUGGGUCAUCAUGGGAGACCCAGCUCAGAAAGGGUGUAACGGUACCAUAGAACUGGAGAAAGUGGACUCCUAAUUUUGGACCUGCAAUGAUGAACCUCCUCUUCACAGCCCUUCCCUGUACACGAGGCACAAUCUUUACUCAGAUUUAUACCCCCGUAUAUUGUACCCCAACCUGAACUAUGAGACACUCUGUGCUGUUGGAACAGUUGAUAUUAUACGCUGUUCUAGAACCUCUAUGGAACCGCUGAGGUAACAAUCAAAGGAUUAGCUACGGAACUUCUACAGAAAUUCAAUGGAACUAAUAUAGAACAUUCACAGAACUUCAAUGAAUUAGCAACGGAACAGCUAUGGAACUGACAGAACAUCAUUAGAACGGCUGUGGAACUCCCAACGGAACGUCAUUGGGCUCCCGAGUGGCGCAGCGGUCUAAGACACUGCAUCUCAGUGCAAGAGGCGUCACUGCAGUACCUGGUUCGAAUUCAGGCUGUAUCACAUCCGGCC